Messenger RNA from Papilio polytes (common Mormon), 1831 nucleotides. Its product is annotated as leucine-rich repeat-containing protein 74A-like. The transcript has a single exon. Bases 98 to 1771 code for a protein of 557 amino acids. Lineage: Eukaryota; Metazoa; Arthropoda; Insecta; Lepidoptera; Papilionidae. Gene Ontology annotation, molecular function: protein binding. The record is from RefSeq and is a predicted model, not a curated record.
GUUUUUCUGAUAAAUUUGACAUACUGUAUUUUCUUACUUUUACCUUUAUAUUUUUAUCGAAUUUAUUAUUUGUAAAUGAAUUUGUAAAACGUAUACAAUGUCUAAAGUAAAUAAAGAGCUAUCACAUAUGAUAUUGAAACAUGACGACGAUUCCUCCGUAGAGGUGCCUGUUAGCGACUGGUCUUCUAUGAUCAAUGAAGGUCCCGGAGAAAACCCCAAAUAUGCCUUAUACGCUAAGGGCUUAUACCGACCUGACAGCGGCGAGAUAUGCGCCAAACAUAUCGCUAUGUCUGCAAGCUCUAUACUCAUACAUCCUUAUUACCAUUACCCGGCUAUUCCUGAUCCAGGAAUUAAAGCAGCUAUAUUAGAACCAGAAGAGAAAGUUACGUAUACAGAUGACGGACAAGCCAAAUAUUUAGCCGCUUGCAAAGACAUGAAUCAGUACGUAGUUGAAACUUUCUAUAAAGGACUAUUAAAGGAUAAAAUAGAUCUAAAGUAUUAUUGUGUUGAUCCUUAUGGUGUAAAAGCUAUGGCGAUGGCUCUACGAAAUAAUCGAAAUGUCACAUGCAUAGAUUUCACCGAUAAUUUUCUCAACGAUGACGCUUGUUUUCAUUUGGGUGAAAUGUUAGUAACAAAUUUAGUAAUGCGAGAAUUAAAUUUGACUGGUUGUAGAAUAGGAGCAAGUGGUGUGAAACGUUUGAUGGCCAAUUUGCCAACGAAUCGCUCUCUUCGAUAUUUAAAUCUUAGCAAAAAUAGAUUAGGCGAUGAAGGCGUAAAGUACAUUCUAGAUGGUUUUAUACGUGGGCUCGAAUUGCCGCGUCUGAUUUUAAGAUACAACGAUCUAACCGGUGUAGCUGCUAACUACUUGAACGAAGCAUUAGAAACGUAUGAUCAAUUUACACAACUGGACCUUUCCUGGAAUAAGUUCUCCCUUAUCCCUUACAACACAUUUCAUAUGCUGCUUCAGUUGAGUAAUUGUGAUAAUCUCGAAGAUUUGAAUUUAUCAUGGAAUGCACUUUCUGGUCCUCGCAUUGGAUCCGCAAUUAAAGCAGUUAUGUCAGCUAGGAAACUUAAAAAAUUGGAUAUCAGCAACAAUAGAUUCGCUGACGACGCUAUAGAUGAUAUUGCAGAUGGUAUGUGGACCGCGAAAAAGUUGAUAACUCUCGAUGUAUCGUAUAACCCUAUGUCAGUAAAUGACGCUUUAAAAUUCAUUGGAAAGAUGAAAUUCGGAAAGGUUAAAGUACAAAAUCUUUUAAUGGAAAAUGUAAUAGUUGAUUCAAAUUUCCUGCAGCAAUUACGUCACGUUAAAAAAAUUAAGAAGAAAGUUAUUGUCACACAUGGAGACGUCGUUGAAAGUACUAAGCCGCGAGAUCCUGAUAUGAGAGAGAUUGUGUUAAAUAGAGCUGAUUUCUUGACGAAAAAACAAAAGAAGGUACAAACAGAUAUAGCUCUUUUAGCACAGCAGCUUGUUAAAGAUAGUCGGACGAAAAUGAACUCUAAAGCAUUCCUUGAAGUUGUAGAAGCAUCUGGGUUACCUUUAAAUGAUGACCUUGUAAAUGAGAUCAUAAACGCCUUCCCCGGACCGAAAUCCGGAAAAGGUAGAAGCAUUGAUGUUAGUUUGUUAGUUGAUUUUGCGAAAAGAAAAUGGCCAGAUCGUAAGCUACCUCCCACACCACCUCCGGAAAUUGUUGAACCCGUUGUUGAACCUGAGCCAGAGCCACCACCACCACCAAAAGGUAAAGCAGCUAAAGGUGGCAAGAAAAAGAAAUAAGUUUUUAUGUGUAUUUUACAUAAAUUUAUUUUUAGAUAUGUAUAUUAAUAUUUUCAAUUC